Penicillium cinerascens is the source of this 1071-nucleotide messenger RNA. RefSeq names its product phosphatase PAP2 family protein. Gene Ontology annotation, biological process: phospholipid metabolic process. Lineage: Eukaryota; Fungi; Ascomycota; Eurotiomycetes; Eurotiales; Aspergillaceae. The record is from RefSeq and is a predicted model, not a curated record. The transcript has 2 exons. The coding region runs from base 1 to 1071 and encodes 356 amino acids. Gene Ontology annotation, molecular function: phosphatidate phosphatase activity.
AUGUCGGACAAUGUCGAGGUUCGUCUGCUCCACAUCAGGCAAACCUCCAAACGUUUGAUAUCUUCUUUGGUCGCUGCUGCGGGUGGUGUUCUGUACAAAGUCACCGGUUACAAACAUGCCUUUUCCAUUGACGACCCGGCAAUAUCCUAUCCGCUGGCUGCCGACACCGUUUCCAUCACUAUCGUUGGCAUAGUCGCCUGCGGUAUACCUGCUGUUGUCAUCUUGGUUCUUGCUCUUCUCAUCCCUUCUUCUAGUAUUGAAGCUUCAGGGAAGCUAGGCACAGAGGGCACUUGGAACCGUCGGUUGUGGGAAUGGCACGCGGGAUGGUUAGGUCUUGGCCUCAGCCUGUCAGGGGCAUUCUUUAUCACUUCUGGCCUCAAGGAUGUUGUGGGAAAACCUCGUCCUGACUUGCUUGCUCGCUGCGACCCUGAUCUUUCCAAUCUCGCUGCUCAUUUGGUCGGGGGUCUUGGCCUUAAGGAAACAUCAGCACCCAUAUUGGUUGACACUAGCAUCUGCCAGAACCCAGAUUCAAGUGUAAUUAAAAACGGGUUUGCUGCUUUCCCCUCUGGUCACUCUUCCUUCUCUUGGGCAGGAUUGCUCUACUUAUCACUCUGGCUCAGUGUGAAGUUUGCUAUCACUUUCCCGGUUCCCUUUCCAAUGCCUUCACGCACCGGACAGGGAGCCGCACAGGCCGGUCUCGUUCACAAUGCCAAUGAAACAGGAUCUUUUCGCUCUUCGGCAGCAGCCCCGCCACUUUACCUCCUCCUACUCGUUAUCAGCCCGGUAGCUGCGGCUCUUUACAUCUGCGCGACCCGCUAUGCUGAUUACAUGCACGCUGGCUGGGAUAUACUGGGCGGCAGUCUAAUCGGCAUGGUUUUUGCUUAUAUGGGUUUCCGUUGGUAUCACAUUCCAUUCGGUGAUGGUGGAUGGGCUUGGGCACCGCGGUCAGCACAGGGGGCGUUCGGGCUGGCUUUCGGGAGCUCAAAUUUUGCCGGGAAUGAAGGACAAACCAGGGACGUGAGGAGGAACACAAAUGGGUACGAGGAUUUAGAGCUUGGGCCUGUACGUUAA